UGGAAUAAAAGGCCCACAAUGGCCUACAAGGUGUACUAAAACGUUGUUUGUUGACAAAAUUCAACAUUUUAAGCGACUUUCAGCUGACAGUAAACCAAAUUGUUUAAAGAGUGACUCAGAGCACUAGCUUUAGCAUGAGUUUCAAAUUACCUUUAGCCUUUCUGUGCUUCCUGAAACGACUUUUCCAAAUCUUCUGAGAGGUCCUUAACUGCCUGAUUGCCACUGUGAAGCUCAGGAAUUUCCUUACGCUGACUUUCCUGCACGGCAAAGGCACAGGACUGAUUCCUUCCCUGCUGAAACAGCAAAUCCUGGAGACAGACAGGAGGGGAGGCUCGUUCGCCGCUGCCAGUCCUGAGAUUAUUAUCAUUAAGAGGAAGCAAACAAAAUGUUGACUGGUGACCAGUCCAGGGUGUACCCCUCCUCUUAACCAGUGACAGCUAGGAUCUCCCCCUGUGAAAAGCAGUUUAGCCCACCUGAGCUGUGACUUGGCAGGCCACAUCACACUGCUGCAGGCUACACAGAAACUCAAGAAAAGACAAAGAAAUUAGCCUGCACAUUAUUCGACAUCCUGUAUCGUCUGGCUGAAAACAUCACCUGUUCUUGGAGUUUGACUGUGGACAACAGACAGAGUAUAUACAGACAGAAGGCAAGCGAGAGAGACACCAGUGUCUCCUGGUCCCUUCCAUACCUGUUGUCUUGCAAAGCCCCAAUCUGAAACGAUUGUGCCACGUCUGAAAAUGGACCUGACCUGCAGAGGAGAAUGAGGCAGUAGCAACAGCUGAAGAAUGACAGGAAACAUGAGGAGAGAGAGUGGGGGAAGAUGUGAACCAAACAGCGCCAGGACCGGGACUCAAUCCUUCUGCCAGUACAUCGAGGACUGGGCCCUGUCCUUGGGUGCCUGCUCCACCAACUAAGGGGAUGGUCUCCAGGUUGACUGACUGGUGGCUAGUCCAGGAAGUACCCCUGCUGGGAUAAGGUGUGAAUGGAUGGAUGGAUGGAGUGCUGGUUUGAAUCAUAAGACUCCUUAGUUAAGGAAAACGCAUCCAAGGCAUGCAGAGCGAUGAUUCUCAGCAGGGCCUUAAAUGCCACACCUCUUCCAUCCGAGGCCUUUUCACCUCUGGUCUUGGGACAUCCACAGCCAUGCUCCGCCACCUUGUGCUCCGUCUUAAAGAACUGAACCAGUGUCCUGGGUGAAAGUCCUGUGAUGAUGUUGCUCAUCUGUUGCCUAAAGUCUCCUCUAAAAGGGUCUACACUGGUCCUUCUGAUACCUCCCUGUGCCCCAGAGGAGGAUCACACUUCUGUGGAAGUUGUAUCCCGGAAAAUCCUCAGGCAGCCAGGUAUGAGAACUGCAACCGUGUGAGUGAGGAAAAGCUCAUCAAGACGUAAGGGAUGACAAAUUCCACCAUCUGUACCUGGAUCUGCUCCUGACUCUGAUGCAUGAGUGUGUACAUGCCUGAUGAAGAUGCUGUCCUGGAAGACUCCAUCGCUGAGGAAGACGCAGAGAACGACACUCAAACUGAGGAGGAAUGCUCUGAGAAAACCAGCCCUAAAGUGUCUGAGGACAGAGAGCUAGACAACAAGAGCACUAACACUUACAGCAACCAGAACUCUCCCAUUAGUGUCCUUUCCAAUCAAGAGGCAGAGUUGGAGUCCCGCCUUAGUGACAGCAGCGACAGACUCUCAGACUUCAAAACCUCCUCGCCACCUGAGAGCCAGCGGGAUGACGAAAGCCGCGGCUCCAAACACAAAGAUGAGACGGGAGGCAGCUUGGAGAAAAUGAGGGCGGCCUAUGCAAACUUUCUGUCCGACUCCUACUGGACGGGGAUAGGGAUGGACUUGAAAAUGGGCAAAAACACCAGCAAAGCCAACUGCGACAGCACCAAUGGCAGCACCAAGAGCGAGUUCGACUGGCACCAGGACGCUCUCUCAAAGACUUUGCAGCAGACGCUCUCUCCAAAGCCUGCGUCCAAGCCUAACCUCUUCAGCUCCGUCCACCUGUACAGACAAACCACCAAACCCUGCGGCUCCGUCUUUACAGGAGCCAGCCGAUUCCGCUGUAAGGACUGUAGUGCUGCUUACGACACUCUUGUGGAGCUGACGGUCCACAUGAACAAAAGCGGGCACUACCAGGACAACAACCACAGCAAACAGAGCAACUCCACCGCUUCGUCCUCCAAGUCACGGAAACGAAAUCUACAAGAUAUGGAAGGGAAAGAGGAUGCACAAAAAGUUUUAAAGUGCAUGUUCUGCGGCCACUCUUUUGACUCGCUCCAGGAUUUGAGCGUCCAUAUGAUUAAAACUAAGCAUUACCAAAAAGUGCCUUUAAAAGAGCCAAUCCCUGUAAUCACGCCCAAAUUGUUGCCACCGGCUAAGAAGCGGGCCUUUGAAACGGUUCGCCCCUGCUCCCCUGACUCUACGACAGGCAUAUCCGGCUACACAGAGGCACAACGGGUCGCCAGCAUUUCAAGCGCUAACAACAAUCGCUACGGCUAUCAAAACGGAGCGAGCUACACUUGGCAGUUUGAGACGUGCAAGUCUCAGAUUCUAAAAUGCAUGGAGUGUGGGAGCUCUCACGACACCCUUCAGCAGCUCACCACACACAUGAUGGUUACUGGACACUUCAUCAAAGUCACAAACUCGGCCUCUAAAAAGGGUAAACAGUUAGCGCUCGACCCCCUGGCUAUAGAGAAGAUGCAGGGUUUGGCUGAUCCUGCUGCCAGCGACACUGAGGGAGAAAAGGUCUCUCCAAAAACUGCCUCCCCGGGGAGCAGUGAGAAGGAUAGCCAGGGGGAAGGCACAUCAGACAAAAUGGAAGAAACUGAAGCGAAAGAUGACAAGCAAGAGAGUGAGGAUCAAAAGGCAGCCAUUGGGGCCUUUAAGUACCCUUAUCUCCGGGAGGAAGAUCUUGAACAGGACUCUGGGGGAGGAGGGGACAUUCUUAAAUCUUUAGCCAACACAGUGGCCUCUGCCAUCAACAAAGCUCAAACAGGAACACCGAGCUGGAGCGCCUACCCGAGCAUCCACGCCGCCUAUCAGCUCUCCGGCAUCAUCAAAAGCGCCCCUCUCUCCGCGUCUCCCCCCGCUCAGCUAAAGCAGACAUUUAACCACAAGCUGAGACCGAUUGCCCCCAAAGGGAAGCUGUACCCAGGAGUCGAGGCUCCCCAGGGACAGCAUCAAAAUAUGGACAUCAAAAAAGAAAAGGUUGGCAUUAGCGAUGGUAAAGAAAGUCAGAAUAUUAAGUUUGAUCUGGCGGAGAAUGAUGACAGCGAUUGUCAGGAUGACUCCUCUUCCUCUUCAAAGCUCGAUGCAGACUGUGUGAAUGAAGGGAGCGAGGCGAUCAAAGGGAAGUUGAGCCCAGAUUUCUCUGACAGAGGCAAGACACCAAGUCCCUCUGCCAGCAAUGGACGCAGCGCUACUUCAGAGCCUCUCAGUGACACUCCAGCUCUACUCGGCAUAAACCCUCUUAGCGCGCUGCAGUCGGUUCUGAACAAUCAUCUGGGCAAAGCAAAUAAGCCCAACAACUCAAGAGUAGAUAAACUGUCUCCUCACACUAAGUCUAUUUUUGCUGACAUUAACCGUAGCAGCGAUAAACCGGCUUUAAUGCUCGGGAACGCCAUAAGAAACAGGCCUGAUAACGCCUUCCUCUUCGCCAGUGAUGACCAGCCGAUAGAUCUGACGAAAUCUAAACACAAGCCAACCUCCUCUCUUGUACAGCCUUCCACCCCGAUUCCACAAAAGUACGCCCUGUCCGACAUCGCUGAUAUGGUGAAAGUUCUUCCAAAAGCCACGACGCCAAAACCCUCCCUUCCAUCGAGGAUCCCGACAAUGAAACUGGAAUCCGAUGUCAGGCGAUUCGAGGAUGUAUCCGCCGAAGUGUACUCCGUCCACAAGCGUAAAGGUCGACAGUCCAACUGGAAUCCUCGCCAUCUUCUCAUCCUGCAGGCCCAGUUUGCCUCCAGCCUUUUCCAAACCUCCGAAGGGAAGUACCUCCUCUCAGAUCUGGGCCCUCAGGAACGGAUGCACAUCUCCAAGUUCACUGGACUGUCCAUGACCACCAUAAGCCAUUGGUUAGCCAACGUGAAGUACCAGCUGCGGAAAACCGGAGGGACCAAAUUCCUGAAGAACAUGGACACGGGUCACCCGGUGUUCUACUGCAAUGACUGCGCUUCCCAGUUUAGGUCACCUACGGCGUUCAUUUCCCAUCUUGAAUCCCAUCUGGGGUUCCAAAUCAAAGACAUGUGCAAAAUGCCGGUAGAGCAUCAGACGAAAGUAGAGGAGCCUGAACUGUCGAAGGCCCUCAGUGUCAGAGCCACAGAGGGUCUAGUGACGGAGGAGGACAUUGACUCAAAGUUCAAAUGUAAGCUCUGCUGUCGGACAUUUGCGAGUAAUCACGCAGUCAAACUCCAUUUGAGUAAAACUCACAGCAAAUCCCCCGACAACCAUUCACAAUAUGUGGAAAUGGACAAGGACUAGUUUUCAUAUUAUCCUCACUUUUUUCCCUUUUUUUAUUUUAAUACACGGGUCAGAUAUUUCAGCCAUUUUUCAAUUAGCAUUGUGUAGUGUGCAUCAUUUAAAACAUUUCAUGGAGUUCAGCAAAGACACACUGGUUAGAAAUGUAUAAGGAAACACUAAGAGAAACUUUGCACCCCGCUCAAUUGCAUCACCAGUAAUGAAACGUAUUACUGCUUGAAGAAACAUAAUUGCUGAUGUUUGCAUGCAAUAGCCCUGGCUAUGACUACUAUUUAUUUGUAUGAUAUGUCAAGUUUCAAUUGUAUUUCAAAGACAAAAUAAUAAACUAAUUGUACUUUACAUCUUCUGUGAUAAAAUCCACCUGCAGAAGCGUGCAGCUGUUAAAAACAGGUAGCCCAACACGAUUACACACACACGCAGCCCUGUACAGUGUAUUGCUAUGUAAAGAUGUUUUGUGUUGCAAUGAUAGAAGAAGAAGAAAAAAAAAGCACUUUAAUAAAUGUUUAAUCACCAGUUUAGACUUGGAUUCUGUACAUGACUCAAAAAGGAUUAGGAUAUUUCACAUGUAAAUAUAUUUUAGAAGAAAAACAAACAGUGCGUUUCAUGCAACGAGGAUAACAGCAAGACAGACGACACCUGUGAU
Molecule: messenger RNA, 5113 nt
Organism: Cheilinus undulatus (humphead wrasse)
Lineage: Eukaryota; Metazoa; Chordata; Actinopteri; Labriformes; Labridae
Product: teashirt homolog 2
Exons: 13
Coding region: 1438-4473 (1011 amino acids)
Biological process (GO): regulation of transcription by RNA polymerase II
Cellular component (GO): nucleus
Molecular function (GO): DNA-binding transcription factor activity, RNA polymerase II-specific; DNA binding
Source: RefSeq, a predicted model, not a curated record